This is a messenger RNA of Mus pahari (shrew mouse), 5754 nucleotides long. It is a transcript of the gene Mkks, whose product is annotated as McKusick-Kaufman syndrome. Bases 3552 to 5264 code for a protein of 570 amino acids. Gene Ontology annotation, molecular function: ATP binding. The record is from RefSeq and is a predicted model, not a curated record. Gene Ontology annotation, cellular component: kinociliary basal body; cytoplasm; nucleus. NCBI's taxonomy places the organism in Eukaryota, Metazoa, Chordata, Mammalia, Rodentia, Muridae. The transcript is spliced from 6 exons. Gene Ontology annotation, biological process: developmental process; chaperone-mediated protein complex assembly; intracellular transport.
UGGGAAUAAAGCUUCCUCAAACUCACAUGCACAAGAAUUGUAACUGAAAUGACAGGCCCAUAAUGCCACAGGAACUGGAAAUACUUUUAAGGUGCACGUUAUUUGGAGGUGCUGGCAUCUUGAGAAAGCAGUAAGUUGACACGUUGGGGGAAAUGAACAGCCUAAACGACUCAAGGCAAGCAAAAAGGCAGUUGUCAUUCUGGGGUUUUACCCUCUGGUCAGGUAGCCAGCCAGUUUCUGAGAUUUACGUAUCUCAUCAUUUCUUGCUUUUUCCCCUCAUUCUCUGAACAUGACCCAGGCACUGCAUUGGACCCAGAGUCUGGUUAGUGUCUACUGAUACUAAACAGGCACCACCUACAAUGGAGAGAUUACCCCAAAUUAGCAACUACUAACAGUUUGGAUGUGAGGUGGUCUGGAGGUUGUUCGUUAUUGUUCUUUAAUGGUUUCUAUGUGAUAAGUUAUCAAAGUAUGGAGAUUCUGCAAUUGUAGAAUACAAAAAUGUCCUCUGUAUGAAAUAGAAAGCUACCUCUACUCAUCUUCUGUCAUACUGAGCCACUCUGUGAGGAACUAAGAAAGCCAAGGUUGUCUAGCUUCUGGUCUACAAUGAGAAUAAGCAAAGAAACAAAACAAGUGGCUGGUAAAUGGCUCUUAACUAAAUAUUAAGAAUAUUGAUUAAAACACAUUGCAAUUCAGAGGAAGUAGAGAAGUAUGAUUUUGAAAAAGACUCGAAUCAGUUAUUUUACUUUCAUUCCUAAAGAGUGUUGAAUCAUGGAUUGUUAGAUGCCCUUGCAUAUUUGGUCUUGGCAAAAAGAACAAGCAUCACUCCUUAUUCACCUUAGUAGUUUCCUUAGUCUAUCAAUAUUGCCAGCCUGUGUGGAUAGAAAAUGAGCACUUGAAUAAAAGUAACUCCACUCAUACCUCGAGAAUAUUGGAAUGAACAGUAGAGACAUUUGGAUCAAUAUGGUAUUUUCCUAAUUUUGUAAGUUAUAAACAAAAGAUUAGCUAUAUAAUCACAUCACUCAAGCAGGAGUUUCUGGAGGUGCUUACCUUUAAUUUUCUGAAGAUAACUAAUUUGUAAUGGAGGUUAAAGUUGAUUGUCAUGUUUGCUCAAAAUUUUUGUUAUUGCCUAACAUUUCUGUAUGUGUAGAGUAGGUAGCCAGAAAUUCACACAUCUGAUCACUUGGCAACUCUUUAUUAACUGUCAUCAGACAAACAUAAGUGAUGUCCAUUCUGUCUUUGCAGCUUUUCUAUGCUCUAAAAGUUUUCUUAUUUCCUUCAUAGCUUACCUGGCUUUCACACUUGAAUGCUAGCUACCGUGUAUCACCAUAUGUUCUGAUUAUAGACAUAUACACGCCCAAACACACACACACCCAAACACAAAGCCUGUUUUCGUGGGGAAUCUGAAUAUUUUAUUUUUAUUUUCUUGUCUAACAUAAUGAAUUGGAGGCCAGCACAGAUUACAUGUGACCCUGUCUCAUAUGUAAUCUCAACAACAACAAAUUUUCUUUUUUAAAGGCAAAUGAAAAACACAUCCUCCCUUUUCAGAUGAUUAAAGAACAGUACCAGCACUUACCUAUCACUGAUGAUCAAAAAAUAGUACCAGUACUUACCUAUCACUGACAAUCAGAGAAAAGUACCAGUGCUUACUUAUCUGAUGAUGAAAGAACAGUACCAGCACUCACCUAUCACUGAGUCCAGGCUGCAGCAGGAGCAUGCAUUUCACACCAGGUUCUUGAUGUGGAAGUCAUUAGUACUCUUGCCAGUGACUCAGCUGAGGCAGUACAGUUGUAAAGAGGAUUAAGGGGAGAUUUGAAGUCCAUGCGGUAGGAAUCUACAGCUCAUUCCUUUAAGUCACUGUUUUAUGCCUCAGCCAUAUUGACCUGAUUUACUCGAUUUUCUGAAAACUAGUUGGGAAAAAUUAAAUCUGGAUGGUUAUUGUAUGCUGUAAUAAGAGAUUAAACUUUAACCCUGUAGUCAAAAAUGUCACUCAAGUCUUCCAAACAAACAGAAACAUGACUCCCCACUUCUUUAUGUAACUUAGGAAUAUAAAGGCUUUCAGUAACUCUGGAGGUCACUAAAACAGUCGCCCGUAAACUCAGCAUUAGGACUUUCUGAGAAUUGUAUUAAAUGUUCCGAGACACUACCCUGGAGUUUUGGCUUCAGUGGUUGUAAACUGAGAAUUUAUAUUUCUCCUAAGUUCCCUGGUGACUAGUGCUACGACAAAACAAGAACGUCAUUUAGAGGUCCUAAGUGUCUUCUCUGUGUCUUGGGAAGAUCAUCUGAAAUAACAGGAUGUGGACAGUCUUGAAGAGUGAGGGGAAAUGGAGAAUACGUUGUAUCCAGAUUUCUGAGUUGAAUAGCUUAGUAUAUUUUUAAUCUUGUUUUGUUUUCAAGUAUGUACAGAUGUGUGUCACCUUGUUGUAUAUGUGCACUGAGUUGCAGGUGCCCUCAAAGGCCUAAAGGUCUUGUCAGAUCCCCUGGAAUUAGAGUUGCAGAUGGUUGUGAGUCACCUGAUGUGGGUCCUCUGCAAAAGCUUUUAGCUACUGAGUGAUCUUUCUCCAGCCCCGGCUUUCUCUUUCUUUUUUCCUGAUCCCCCCCCAACCCCACAAUAAAAUACAGGUAUAACCACAGUGUGGAAGGAAUGAAAAUUUGUUGGUGUUCAUGAUUUAGAUCGGUUUGGUUUUUGUUGUUUUUGAUUAGUUGUGAGACAGUUUCAUGUCAUCUGAGUAUUUGCUCUUUUGCUGAACGAUGGAUGACCUGCAAUAAUGCUAUAAUGCUCUCUUCUCGAUUGUCUUGUAGUUCCUAGUCCUGAGACAAUGGUUCAGUCAAUGGUCCUAUAAAGAAACAGCCUUUGUUUCUUUAUAGUGGAGAAAAAUGGUCACAAGCGUGCAGAGGAAGAUGACCUUUAAGAGUGGUGUGCUGAUGUCAACAGACUAUGAGCUUUCAGAACCUCUGGAGAGAGUACAAAGUUCUGAUGGUUAUGGUACCAUUAAUCGGGUUCAUACAUUUGGGGUGGCACAGAAUCAAAAGUAGCCCUGUCUUCCAAAUUCCUAAGAACGAUACCACUGAGCUGGAUAGUCUGGGACUCGCAAGUCCACCAAAGAGUCAGACCUAGGAGAAGUCGCAGGCUUGCAGUUUCAGAAAGAAGCAACUUUGAAUCUGAACUUGAUAAUAAAAGAAGAAAUGAAAAACCCCAGUUGGAUUAGAAAGAACUGGCUUCUUGUGGCUGGGGNGACUUUCAUAGGCGUCCAUCUUGGAACAUACUUUAUACAGAGAGUUGUAAAAGAGUCUGUGAGGUCUGAGUCCAGAGACAGACAAAAGAAUAUUGAAGAAUGAAGCAAAAUAAAUACUUUGGAUUAUUAAUGUCAUUAAAUUAAUCUAUGCUGGUUAUUGUCUGAGACCACUUGAUUUUGUUGUUGCUGGUUAAUGCUGCACCUGCAGACUUUCAUACCUGGAGAACAGUCUUUAAUGUGCAAACACAUGACAGUGCAAUAAAAUGAAAACCAUGUGAACAAACUAAAGCUGCCUUCACAAGUUACACCUGAAGCAACAUGUCUCGGUUAGAAGCUAAGAAGCCAUCGAUGUGUAAAACUGAACCAUUGACAAGUGAGAAAGUCAGGUCCACACUUUCUGUCUUGAAAGGAAUCAUAGCCUCAUGCUAUGGCCCUUCAGGGAGGCUGAAGCAGCUACACAAUGGAUUGGGAGGUUGUGUGUGCACAACCUCCCAGUCCUCAGCCCUGCUUCGAAACCUUUCAGUCACCCAUCCUGUACUAAAAGUCCUAACGUCAUCCGUGCAGAAUCAUGUGUCCUGCUUCAGUGACUGCGGCUUAUUCACAGCCAUUCUGUGCUGCAACUUAAUUGAAAAUAUUCAAAGACUAGAUUUGACACCCGCAACUGCUAUUAAAUUAAAUAAAUACCUCUUGAGUCUCUGUACCAGUUAUCUCAAGUCUGAAGCCUGUAGUUGUCGAAUCCCAGUUGACUUCAGAAGUACACAUACCUUCCUCAGCUUGGUGCACAGUAUCUUAACAAGCAAACCAGCCUGUAUGCUCACCAGAAAGGAAACAGAUCACAUAGGUGCUUUGAUUUUGAAAGCUUUUUUACUUACAGUUCCAGAAAGUGCAGGAGAACAAAUGGUUUUAGGGAAGAGUAUAAUCGUUCCCUUAAAGGGCCAAAGAGUUACAGAUUCUACUGUAUUACCUGGACUACUCAUUGAAGCAUCAGAAGUUCAAGUAAGGAGGUUAUUACCCACCCAAAAGUCAAGUGCCCUUAGGGUGGCCCUCUUCUGUACAUCUUUAUCUGGAGAUUUUUCUAAUGCUGGAGAAGGAACGGUGGUGGUCCAUUACCAAGUGUCCCUUGAGAGUGCAGUUUUAGGGCAGUUGCUUAGUCUAGGAAGGCAACUAGUCACUGAUCAUGUAGACCUUGUCCUGUGCCAAAAAGUAAUACACCCGUCUUUGAAACAGUUCCUCAGUGAGCAUCACAUUACUGCCAUCGACAGAGUUGGAGUGUCUCUGAUGGAAUCUCUGAGCAAAGUGACAGGAGCAACGCCUAUUGGUUCUCUAAACCCAAUAGUUUCUACUACUUAUGGAAGUGUGAAAGAUGUGUGCUCUGCAAGAUUUGGCUCCAAACAUUUUUUUCAUCUUCUUCCUAAUGAGGCCACUGUCUGCAGCUUGCUUCUCUGCAGCAGAAAUGACACUGCCUGGGAGGAGCUGAAGCUCACGUGUCAAACAGCAAUGCAUGUCUUGCAGUUAACAAUCAAGGAACCAUGGGUUUUAUUGGGAGGUGGCUGUACGGAAACACACUUGGCUGCAUAUGUAAGACACAAGGUUCAUCACGAGUUAGAAGCUAUUGUCAGCGAUGAUGGGUGUUCUCAGGCAAAGCUCCACAUUGCUGCCGAAGCAUUUUGCAGUGCUCUAGAGUCCGUUGCUGGCUCUUUGGAACAUGAUGGUGGUGAAAUCCUCAUUGACAUGAAGUAUGGACACCUUUGGUCCUGUCAAGCAGAUUCUGCCUCUGUUGGUAACUGGUCAGAUACGCUGUCACGGUGUGGCUGUGGUUUGUACAACAGCCAGGAAGAGCUCAGCUGGUCUGUCUUAAGAAGCACUUAUCAUCCUUUUGCACCACAAACCUGCCUUCCACAGGCAGCUGUGGGCUCAGCCAGCAACCUGACUGUGGACUGCUUCACUGCCAAGCUGCAUGGCCUACAGGCGGCUGUAGAGACAGCCAAUUUGAUUUUAGAUCUUUCAUAUGUCAUUGAAGAUAAAAACUAACAUAAGAGAAUGGCAUAUAUAUAUGUUAUGAAGCAAACUAGUUGAGGUGUCUAAGAGAGCAUAUUGUUCUCUCCCAAAGGCCUGUUCUCCAUAGGUGAACAGAUGAUCUGUAAAAGUAUACUUGUAUACUUAAGGAAAAUUAUGGUUGUUAAAUAGAAAUAUAUAGACUAAUAAAAAUUCUCGAUGCCUUUAUUAGCAUCACCAUCACCCCACUUUUGGUGUCCUCACACACAUUUAAGUUUGGAGGUUUACAAACACUAAAGAUAGUAUGUCACCUAGAAAAAUGGAAAUUUCCCCAUGCUGCUUCGCCAAGUUGUUCCAACAAGGGGUGACCUAUACCUUUCCAUUGGCCAGAUAGGAGUCUUCACUUUUCUUAGUUCUGUACAUUAGCUUUUUGUAAAGCUUGAUCCUUCCUUGAUGUUACAUUGUUGCUCUCAUUUUAAAUGUUGUAUAAAUUUGUUGGUAUAUUUUAAUAAAAUGAUCUGUGUUC